This is a messenger RNA of Ipomoea triloba (trilobed morning glory), 1211 nucleotides long. RefSeq names its product putative fucosyltransferase-like protein. The coding region runs from base 153 to 1139 and encodes 328 amino acids. The record is from RefSeq and is a predicted model, not a curated record. The transcript is spliced from 5 exons. Gene Ontology annotation, cellular component: membrane. Lineage: Eukaryota; Viridiplantae; Streptophyta; Magnoliopsida; Solanales; Convolvulaceae. Gene Ontology annotation, molecular function: fucosyltransferase activity.
GUUUUCAAUUCAUUCCUACCAAACCACUCAAGUGCAUCAACUUUAAUUCCCUCUGAACAAUACACUCUCACCAAGCUCUCUUCCUCUUCAAUGGUUGCGGAGGAUUAAGCACCCGAGAAGGCCGAGAUAUCCAAACUAAUUAAACAAAAAUUAUGGCCUCAGCUCCCCCACUCCCAAUCCAGAGGCUUCCGAAAAUGGAAGAUGGGCCCACUUCAACUGUGUCGCUGCCGUACUCGAGCAAUCCAAAGAAGCGGUGGUCCAAUUGGUUGCCGUUGUUCGUAGCCAUAGUGGUGGUAGCUGAGAUCGGUUUCCUGGGCCGACUCGACAUGGCGAAGAAUGUUGACCUGGUCAACUCUUGGGCUGACUCCUUCUACCAGUUCACUACCUCGUCUCUGUCGUCGAUGUCCACCGUCCCCGCCGCCGAUGACGGUUUUACUGCUCGCGGCGGCUAUGCGGCCAGGAUCACUGAGGAGCGGGAUCCGCGCCCCGGAUUGGAGAGCUGCGAAGAGUGGUUGGAGAAGGAGGACACCGUGGCUUAUUCGAGAGAUUUUGAAAAAUACCCAAUUUUCGUACACGGUGGCGAACAGGAAUGGAAAUUCUGUGCUGUGGGGUGUACAUUUGGAGCUCAAGCUGACAGGACGCCUGAUGCUGCAUUUGGAAUGCCUCAAUCAGGUGGCACAGCUAGUAUACUUCGGUCGAUGGAGUCUGCAGAAUACUAUGCUGAGAACAACAUUGCUAUGGCAAGACGGAGGGGAUACGACAUUGUAAUGACUACAAGUCUUUCUUCAGAUGUUCCUGUUGGAUAUUUCUCAUGGGCUGAGUAUGACAUUAUGGCACCAGUCCAACCUAAGACACAGAAGGCUCUGGCUGCUGCAUUCAUUUCUAACUGCGGUGCUCGCAAUUUUCGGUUGCAAGCUCUUGAAGCACUUGAAAAAGAAAGCAUCAGCAUUGAUUCUUAUGGCAGUUGUCAUCGAAAUAAGGAUGGCAGAGUGGACAAAGUAGAUACUCUGAGGCAGUACAAAUUCAGCUUGGCUUUUGAAAAUUCCAAUGAGGAGGAUUAUGUUACUGAAAAGUUCUCCCAAUCUCUUGUAGCUGCUUUGUGGGCAUCGUUGCAAACUUGCGGGAAAUAUGGCGGUUAAUAGGGGCACGUGUGUGAUUGUGGUUUUGUUGGGUAUCCUAGCACACAGGUUUGCAUCUGUCUUAUGUCCAAA